Molecule: messenger RNA, 2263 nt
Organism: Nelumbo nucifera (sacred lotus)
Lineage: Eukaryota; Viridiplantae; Streptophyta; Magnoliopsida; Proteales; Nelumbonaceae
Product: L-ascorbate oxidase-like
Cellular component (GO): extracellular region; plasmodesma
Molecular function (GO): copper ion binding; oxidoreductase activity
Source: RefSeq, a predicted model, not a curated record
AUGAAUUGACAUCUUCAUGGGGCCACAACAUCUAAGGCCAUUGACAUCUGCAAUUUUGUCUGUGGAAUCGCCCCAUCUAGUUCUAUAAAAGCAGGAGGCAUCCAGCAUCAGUUCAUUGACAAGGGUAUUGUUGGAGAUAUUAAUCCAUCUCCUCCUCCUCCUCCUCCUCCUCCUCAUGGAGCUAUUAUGUUGUAGUAGAUCCAUCAGGCCUCUCUUCAUUAUUUUGUUCUGCUUCUCAUCAGCCUUGCUUCAGUCAUCAUUGGUUGCUGCAAAGGCCAGACAUUUCAAAUGGGAUGUGGAGUACAUGUUCUGGUCCCCAGACUGCAAGGAGAGUGUAGUGAUGGGGAUCAAUGGCCAGUUCCCCGGACCGACGAUCCGGGCAAAAGCCGGCGACAUUAUUGUGGUGGAGCUGACGAACAAACUCCCCACAGAGGGAGUUGUCAUCCAUUGGCACGGAAUUAGACAGUUUGGGACGCCAUGGGCUGAUGGAACGGCAGCCAUUUCUCAGUGUGCAAUUAAUCCUGGGGAAACCUUCGUUUACAGGUUCAUGGUUGACAAGCCUGGAACAUACUUUUAUCAUGGGCAUUAUGGGAUGCAAAGAUCAGCUGGGUUGUAUGGAUCUCUGAUAGUAGAUGUGGCAGAUGGUCAGAAGGAACCUUUCCAUUAUGAUGGGGAGUUCAGCCUAUUGCUCAGUGACUGGUGGCACCAGAGCAUCCAUGAGCAGGAAGUUGGUCUCUCUUCCAUUCCAUUUCGUUGGAUUGGUGAACCCCAGUCUCUUCUGAUCAAUGGGAGAGGACAGUACAAUUGUUCAGUAGCAGCACAUUACAGCAGCUCGACAUCAACCCAGUGUGAUUUGGAAGGGAAGAGGCAGUGCACGCCCGACGUUCUCCAUGUGCGUCCAAACAAAACUUACCGCUUGAGAAUUGCUAGUACCACUGCACUUUCCUCUCUCAGCUUGGCCAUUGGGAAUCACAAGAUGGUGGUGGUGGAGGCCGACGGCAACUAUGUCCAGCCAUUUGCAGUGGAUGACAUGGACAUUUACUCCGGCGAAAGCUACUCCGUCCUGAUCACUACAGAUCAGAAUCCAUCCUCCAAUUACUGGGUUUCAGUCAGUGUAAGAGGAAGACUUCCCAAGACCCCACAAGGUCUCACCCUCUUAAACUAUCUCCCCAACAGCGCAUCCAAGCUGCCAACCUCUCCACCUCCGGUUGCUCCCCUGUGGAAUGACUAUGACCACAGCAAAUCCUUCACCUACAAAAUCCUCGCCUUACAAGGCUCACCCAAGCCUCCCACCAGCCCAACCCGUCGCAUCUACUUCCUCAACACCCAAAACAAGGUCAAUGGCUACACCAAAUGGUCCAUCAACAACGUCUCCCUAUCCUUACCAGCCACUCCCUAUCUGGGUUCCAUCAAAUUCGGAAUGAAAGGUGCAUUUAAUAGCCAGGUCCCGCCGGAGAAAUUCUCCGAGAGCUACGAUGUGAUGAGACCACCCACCAAUCCAAACUCUACCACCGGAAGUGGAGUCUACAUGUUUGCCAUGAACAGCGUGGUAGAUGUAAUCCUUCAGAAUGCUAAUAUACUGACCGUGAAUGUUAGUGAGAUACACCCUUGGCAUUUGCAUGGACAUGACUUCUGGGUGCUGGGAUAUGGAGAUGGGAAGUUCACUGAGAAGGAUGUUAGUAAGUUCAAUUUGAAGAAUCCCCCCUUGAGGAACACAGCAGUUAUCUUCCCUUACGGAUGGACUGCAUUAAGAUUUGUGGCCGAUAACCCUGGAGUCUGGGCUUUCCAUUGCCACAUAGAGCCUCAUCUUCAUAUGGGUAUGGGCGUGAUCUUUGCUGAAGGCGUUGAGCGUGUUAGAAAGAUACCCAAUGAAGCAUUGGCUUGUGGGUUGACAGGAAAACUGAUGAUGAACAACUACCGCCCAUAAGAACAGUUUCUGGGUUUUCCGUUUAAGUUAUUUCACUUGUGUUUUGUCUAUUAUUGUCAUGCGAUGGUUAUCUAUUAUUAUGAUAAAAAUCUGUGUGUCCUGUGAGUCGGCCGGGCAGCUUUGUAUAAUUGUCAGAAUGGUUUUGUAAUCCUCCGGAUUCAUGGCUUAUAUCCUGUGGUCUGAGUAGGGCUGUAAUUGAUUGUUGUGUAAUGAAAUUUGCCUUCUUUGGAUCAGGGUGCAAGUCCGGCCGGAUUAGCUCGGUUGAGCUCAACACCAUUUUAACCCAACCCAAAAUUUUCAGGUUGGGUUUGUAUUAAUGGCUUCGGAUUGUCCUAA